AUGCUCCGAUUGGUGCUGCCAUGGCUGUGCAGGCUUUGUGCACUGGCCUCCUCCCUGGAGCAGGACAUGAUCUCCGCCGUGCAGCGGGGCAACGCAAGUGAGGUUCAGAGACUUCUGGAUUCUGGACAGGUCGAUGUGAGUUCACUGGUACUAGAUGAUGGAUACAGGGACUCGAUGCUUCACGUGGCAGCAAGGAGGAACAAGCUGGAGGUCUUGCGUCUGCUGAUCGAGGCUUGGCCUGAAGGACUCCUAGCUCAGAACCCGUGGGACAUGACGCCGAUGGCGUAUGCAGCCAGCAGUCGUCACUAUGAUGCUAUCCAAUUGAUGCUGGAUCGCUUAUCCUCGGAGGGGCUAUUUGUGGUGCUGCGAGCCAUGGUCCACAUGGGCGAUCCCAAUGAAUACAUCUUGGAGCGCUUGCUGGAAGGCUUUCCCGACAAGGCGAAAGCCACUGAUGACCACGGCUGGACACUUGUACAUGAAGCAGCUGACGCCAACAGUAUCAGGUAUCUGGAGCUUCUGCUGGACUACUGGUCUGAAGGGGCAUCUGCAACAGACAGCAGUGGCGCGACUCCUAUUCAUGUGGCUGAGAGAAGCAGCCCGGAAGCGCUGCUUCUUCUGCUGGACAGGCUACCUCCCGAUGCGCCUUCCGAUUCGCUUACCGGCCAUCUCUCUUGCAACUUCGUGAUCGACACGGGCUGUGGAGGCAACCUUUCCCAUGUUGAGGCUUGGAAAGAUGCAGCCGUGCAGCUGCAGUGCGAUCGUGUUUACGAGUUGUCCGUGGCUUCAUUGCAGCGCUGGCUGCAGUGUGGCGGCGACAUCGAUUGGCACGACUCCGCGGGAACGCCACUGAUGAACCGAAUAGAAAAUGCAGAGGCCAGGGACUACUUGCAGCAGCGCAUGACGCGCAUGGCACUUGUCGCGAGAACUCUGCAAGAUUGGAACAGUUUUGUGGUGCCUGGCACCGUGGCACUACUGGCCUCAGCGGUGGUUUUUGUGGAGGAAAAGUUCAUGCAGCGCCUGUCCACCAAGCUCAUGCACGAGGAUGCCACGCGUUGCCCAUUCUUUGAAGGCGCUAAACUGCUGGUCAGCCAAGCCUUCGCAAAAGAUAGCAUUCGCCGCAGGCUGUGGUGCUGGCUAGAAGUCUGCAUUGCCGUGCUUUGGCUGGGAUUCGUGUUGGUUGUCGCAAACUGGGCUUGGUGGUUGCCGGUGGCAGUUAUGUCAUAUCUCAUACCAGCCAUUAUCCUCCAUGGAAUAGGAGCCGUGCUCCGUGCGCCAGCCCUGACAGUUCUGAGCAGAGGCUUCGCCGGACGGAUGUGGGCACUCCUGCGCACUUUGGCUUUCUGUGGUUUGGUCGGGUAUGUUUGGGGUGACUUCGACAACACAUUGAACAAUCACUGGAUGUUCUCGUGGGCUCCGCCACUGCAGGCUGGUUCGAUUUUUCUCAUCUUGUGCGGCUUUUACCUUCUCCUGGUCCUCUUGUACACUCAAUGUCUUAUUGUACAAGUUUGUGGCACCAUAUUCUUGGGUCCUCCCGCAAGCUUCAUUGAUCCAGAGCACACGCAAGCAAAGACGCAGGCUGUGAAGGAUUUGCUGCAAACGCAAACUCCAGAAGAGUUUGGCCAAGUGAACACAAAGAUCAUGCCAACAGUGGCAUUCUCCUGGCCCUGGAAAGGUGGUGGGCUGUAUUUUGGAGUGGCAUUGCUUGUGCUGGAUGUGGUCUUAGACGUCAACACAAUCUUCACUUUUCUCGCAUCAAAACACUAUUUCUUUGCCGCGGUCAUGACGUUCGUGGUGGCGCGGAGCGGCCUGAAACAGCUGCGCGUGCUCCCACCCUGGCACCUCCGGCAGGCGAUCAAGGCCAGCACAGAGCGGGGCAUCAUGAGGCAAGAUCUCUUGGACUACUUGGAGGAGGAGAAGCGCUCCGAAGCCUUCUUCUGUGCCUGCAUCACGGCCUACGCCUUCUUCUUCGCCGUGCAGACUGCAGAUCAGAUGGUGGUUCAAUUCGGCAGCCUGCUCCUGAGCACCUUCCAGUUCGCAGGCCAGGCAGUUUGUUGA
Symbiodinium sp. CCMP2592 is the source of this 2055-nucleotide messenger RNA. NCBI's taxonomy places the organism in Eukaryota, Dinophyceae, Suessiales, Symbiodiniaceae. The record is from the annotation of a GenBank genome assembly.